GUCUAAUCUUUGAAAACUUAAAAUGCAUGAAUGAGGUUCUCUGGGGAAAAAGUUGUUUGCCAAAGAAAUUUUAGGGUUUGAUAGGGAUAAAUUAUACUAUAAAAAAUGGGAGAAGAGAAAGAAAUGUUAGACCCAAAUGUUGUUGGCCGUAGCGUGCCACAAUGUUGUCGGUGUAAUGAAUUGGAAGAGAGAUGCAAGAAAGCUGAAGUGAGGUGUGAGGAGUUGGGAUUUGAGCUUCAAAAGAAAAAGGAGCACUGUGAAGAACUUGGGGCUAAAGUUAUGGCACUGGAGGGAGAAAAGUUUGAAUUUGAAGAUAAGGUGAAAGUUUUGAGUAAAGGACUUGAAAGGCUGAAAGAAGUUAGUGGUGGAGAGAUAAAACCAAUUGUUGAUUUGGCAGAGGACAAUGACAAAGUUUUACAGUGUGAAAAGAUAAGAGCCGAGAGUGAGGUUGAGGUUUGGAAAGACAAGUACAAGAAAUUGGAAUCAUGGGCCUUACAAUUCGGGAUGGGAAGGGACGGCGAUGAAGAAAAUGGAAAGGAGCAAGAAAGUAAGCCAAUAAGUAAUGAAGGAAACUUGCAUCUUGAUACAAGCUUUGGCUUCUGGCAGAAUCUGGAGAAGGUUGCGGCUUUGGGGAACAAAAAAAUUGGAGAUAUUCAGUCAGUAGGUACACCUUCUGAUGGCAUAUUUCAUAGAAGUCAUAUCUUAGAUGUGCUACCAAGCAGGAAAACUAAACAGUUGACAUUUCAAACUGAAGAGUCUCACGGCAAAAAUAUGGCUCCGUCUACUCUAAUUGGUGCAAAAUCUGCUCCUACUAGUGUGAUUGAUAUCAUUGAUAGUGAUGAUGAACCUAAUAUUAUUCAGAACCCUGUACCAGAUAGGCAGGGUAGUGAAAGCAUUUCAGUUUCAGCGUGCUUUGCAGCAGAUGGGAAGGAGUCUAACAACAGUAGUGCCCAAAACAAUCAGGAUAGUUUGGAUUUGGAUGAAAAUCUCUUAUUUGUUGCAACUCCUAAGAGAAAACGAACUUGUAAUGUUGUUACAAGCGAGUCUGAAAGUGAUGAUGAUAAUAUUCUGAUUUGUAAGCUUAAAAGGAAGCAUAUUCAGGAACCAAGUUCUGAUCAAGUUAGACCUGACUUGAGUAGUUCACCUCCUGCUAAUAUUUCAGAGGAUAACAAGGUCACAGACAGUGUAAUGACUAGGCGCCGUCUAUGGCCUCUGAGAAAAUGUGCAAGAAAAAGUCAGGAUGAUAAAAUAUCUUCAUGUAGGCCUCGUAAGGCCAAGAAUCAGCAAAGUAUUCCAACUAAUGACGAUGCUGAUGAUGAAUCAGAAGAGGAUUUGUCAUACAGUGAGGGAGAAAAUAUGAGUGAUUUUAUUGUUGAUGAUUCUGAUGUAUCUAAUUGUGAAGACACAUCUAGCACGUCACAGGACGUAGCUAAUUCUGAUGUGGCGGACUCUGAUUCUGCUAACUCACAAGAUGUACAAGAUAGUAACAUGGAAUCAUAUUCACAGGAUGUAUCAGAUGAAGAUAUGGACUUUGGUAAUAUAUUAUCAAAAAUUCAGAGGAGCAAAACCAACAUGAAAUGGGAAUUCGAGGCUGACAUGCUUGCAGCAUUUGGAAAGGAUCCAGAAUUGUGUAUGAAGGCUGUCUGUGCUCUUUAUCGACAGCAAACUUCUGAGGAACAGAUGAGCAAGGGAGCAUUGCUCUCCAACCAGCGUGGAUUCAAUAAGUUUGAUGCUUACAAGGGCAGUAUUUUGGCCGAGUUCCUCACUGAUGGAGAUCCUUAUGGUGGUUUAAAGAAGUCUGUGAAGGAGUUGCAAGAAAAUGACCCAGAAGCAGUUGAACUGUGCAGAUCACUAGCAACUCACUACUCUAAGCAACUAUAUGAGAUUUACAAGAACAAAGAGGAUCCUCUUUUCCCUGGCUAGAGCAACAACUGACUCCUUUUUAAUAUGUAAGAUAUGGAAAGAUGUAAAUUAUUUGAACAAAACAUUAGCAAUUUUUUUUUCCUAGGGUGCGUUUUGUGCUUAGUUUUAGAAUAUGUAUAUAUACUCGGUGGCCAUGAAAUAUGAAUAUGUGUGCUAACAUUCGAAAGCGUUUCCAUCUUUUUUAUAAUAAAGGUAUGCAUGAAUGUCA
Messenger RNA from Glycine soja, 2131 nucleotides. RefSeq lists its product as uncharacterized. NCBI's taxonomy places the organism in Eukaryota, Viridiplantae, Streptophyta, Magnoliopsida, Fabales, Fabaceae. The transcript is spliced from 3 exons. The record is from RefSeq and is a predicted model, not a curated record. The coding region runs from base 106 to 1923 and encodes 605 amino acids.